AACAAUGCAGGCUUGAUGUGCGCACGCCGCCGGGAAAGCGCGGAGGGAAAACGCGCGAACUCUGGCAGUCUCGGCCUGCGAGCGCGACCGGCCGCGCGCCGAAGCACGCCCUGCGACGCCUGCGCCCUGGCGCACGCCGGCACGCGCCGCGGCCGCCGCGGCGUCACUUUUUCCGAAUCGACCGCGGACGGCGAUUGUGCCACCGUGACUGAUUUUCAGUGUCAAAAGGUGCGCGUUCGCGAGUUCUACAUCGCGAUGCAGCGUUGCCCUUACAUCCACGAGAUGAAGGAGCGUCUGCUGGGCGCGCCAGUAGAAGGGGCGGAGUCCCGAGAACUCCGCGAGGUGCCCAGGGCGUUGGAGCCCCCGCCAGACCAGGUCGGCACCAUCGUCAAACUGAAUUCCGACGGGUAUGGAUCACACACGUCGCCGGCGCGUGCGCCCCUCGUAGCUGAGGAGUGCGAGGCGCCGGCAGACGAGACCGACGCCCUGACUCCUUCUGAGGCAGUGCUUCGGUAUCGGGCUUGUUGUCAGCCUGAGACUACUCCCAAGAAUGCCAAAACAUCGCUGUUCAUCAUAUCAAGUUUCAUCUACGCGAAGCUUUUAGUAGUGGUAUGCAUUGCUUACGUCAUCAGCGACGUCAUCACCCACAACUUACCCCUCUACUACUAUGAGGGCUUCUUCACGUACCUAUAUGGCAUGAGCAUAUUGUUUUUGUUAUACGUCUUCUGCUUCCUACUCCAAGAGAGCGCUUGCUGCAGUGGCAGCCCUCCAAAACCAAAACCACCGCCAAAAGAGAAGAAGCCGAAAAAAGAAAAAGAAAAGAAAACCAAAGAUAAGGAAGCAAAAGAUGGAAAAGACGGCAAAGAACCGAAAGAUGCUAAGAAAGAUGGCAAAAAGGAUGGAAAAUCUAAAGACAAAGACAAGGAAAAGGAUGCUGCUAAAGAAAAAGCAACCAAAGAUUCCAAGAAACAAAGCCAGUUUCAGGAGGUGUAUCCCCGUAAGAUGCGUGAUAAAGUUCGUCAACAACAAUUGCAAAUUCAAAUGGCUCAAUUGUAUGCGCCUGAACAGCAACAAGACAUCGUGGAAUUGGAGUCAGGACCAGUGGCGAGACCGGUGCGUCGACGCAAAACAUCCCAAAACGACCAUAGCCAUGGCAGCUUUUUCCUUCGAAUUGGUGCUAUUGCAUUUGGUCUCGGUACAAUGAUCUACAAUGGUCUUGAGUUUGGAACAUUCUUUGAAUUGCCGCUGGAGUCACCCUGCUAUCUCAUUUUGAAAGGUGUCAACCCUGUUCUACAAAUGGUUUUUACUUUUAUGCAAAUGUAUUUCAUCUUCAUGAACUCACGGCUAAAUAUCCAUAGAUUUAAAGUGAUUGCUCGUUUUGGUCUGAUGCACGUGGUAGCGACCAAUAUUUGCGUUUGGAUUCGAACGUUGGUACUAGAGUCUCUGAAAGAAAUUACAGACUACCACGUGAAGAAUCCACAUGGAAUCCCUGGUGAAGGAGUCCUUGGAAAAGUCAUCCGAAAACAUACCUUGAGACAUUCUGGUAAAGUGUUUGGCGCUGCAUCCACCGCCGCUACCACUAUAGCAACAGGUGCUAUAACUACAGCAAAAUCAGCUGGUGAACAAAUGUUAAACAUUGUCACGACCACUGUUGCUGCCCCUACUACCGUCACUACAUCCACUACAACAACUAACAAUUCCUUGGAGAUUUUUGAAUCAUUCGAUGCGCUGAAUCCAGCUCCAUUGAUUGCUAAUAUUGAUAACACAACCGUCUGUGGAAGGAACCCAAUAAUGGGCACUAUCGUAUCUGAUUCGGCACCUUAUCUUUACCCGUUCAUCAUUGAGUAUUCGCUUAUUGGAGCCGCCGUCAUCUACGUCAUGUGGAAGCAUAUUGGUCGCUAUCCCAGUGUGGCCAACGAUGAAGAUCUGGAAAGACGUCUGGAGGCUGUUCUAUCCCGCAGGGCAGCGGCACUCGCAGCGGCUCAACGUGGCAACCGAGUGGAUUGCGCUGGAGCCUCGAAGGGACUCUUCUGCGGCCUCCUCCUGCUGGUCGCCUCACUGAUCUGCUUGAUCCUUUUCUUCGUUUUGAUAAGACACCAGGAGUUGAAGCGCCUUUCCAUUUAUUUGGCUGACGUGUCUCAUUGCGCUCUGAUGGUGCUCUCUAUAUUGGCAAUUUUGAUCGGAUUUAUACGUGGUCGUGUAAUGAAAUGGAGUUCGAGCCCUCCCUCCUGUACCGAGCCUCUCCGCAGGGUCCAAUCUCUGAAGUUCCGCUCCGAAGAACAGUCAGAUCUGAACGACAUCUUGCUGCGUGUGUCCGCAUUUGGACUCUUCGUCUAUGCAGUGUUCAGCGUCAUUGCUGGUGGAAUGGGUGCCUUCACCCACGAGCCGAACUUGCUGGUCAUGAUUACUGGAUGCCUUAGCGUUCUUCAGGUGGUGCUGCAACUGCUGUUCAUCGCCGACGUGUCCCGCCGCCGCGUCCACCUCCCAGAACAAGAGAGAAGUAAGCCCGCUCGCCAGGCCGUCACCUUCCUCCUCAUCUGCAAUGUCACCAUGUGGCUCAUCUACACUUUCGAGGCCCAGAAAGUUCUUGCUAACCCGGUGCAACUUGACUUCUACGGAUUCGUCGCCUGGUCCCUUGUCCAGCGUUUCACUCUGCCCCUUUGCAUUUUCCAUCGUUUCCACUCGGCUGUGACUCUUGCUGAAAUAUGGAAGACUAGCUACAAAGCGCGUCUGGAGUGAGCACCUUCGGGACACAGGGAAAGCCGUCAAAUUUCAGUAUGCCCGAUUUCGGGAGAAACUACCAAUUUCGUCCUUGUCCGGGACAGCAAUUUUUGUAGUUAGAAAUAAUUGAAUUUGUUGCUUGUUCCACAAUCAUCAGCUACCUACUUAUAAAACGUUAAAUAGAUAUAACUAGGAUCGUGUGACGAAUUUAGAUGGUAACAUUCUGAUUUGUAUAGCUAAGAUAGAUCUGUCCGAGAAAGCGUACCUAGUCAAAACAUAACACACAAUUGUACCCUAGAAAUACUACAUUACUACAUUGAUUUAUUUAUUUUGUUUUUCAUUUUUAUCUUUACGUCAUGUUUUCCUUUCACAUUCCAUUUUAAUUUUACAGUUUCACCAAUCAAAUCUAUGUUUCUUGGAAGACUGACUGUGGAGACUAACGCGACCAAAACAUACAUAAUAUUUUCAACAUAUUUUUUGUAAUGCAUACGUAAAAUUGCUCAUUAUUCAGAUUUCUACUUGAUUAAAUAUUUUGAUGAAUGAAUUUUAAAACCAUGUAAUCGAAUCUCGAUAAUAGAUGUUAAUCCCCAGUUGUGAAGCGUUCCCUCCUUUGUUAGAGGUAAUUUGUGUGCCAUGGUUUUAGGGUUAAGACUUAAUUAAAAAUUUGACAAUAUUUUUACAUUUCAACUUUGUUUCAAGUGGGGGCAAAUAUCAAUUUUGACAAAAUUAAAGUCCACAGAACGCAAGUUAUACUUAGAUACUUAUUAAAAAUUCAAUUUCACGACACACUUAUUUCAAAGUGUUAAAUCUUAUUUUUUAAGUAAAUAUAUUGAUUGCUAUAUUUAAAGUUUCAGAAGAUUUAUUAGCCAACAUAAAUUUAAUAUAAGCAAGUAGAGAUAUUUAAAAGUUUAAAAUACGAUGUUCGUUAAGAUGGUAAGUAGAUGGGUCGUGGAGGUAAUACAUUAAUUCUAUGUACUUAACUAUAGACGAAUACGAGAUUAGAUAUACUGCUUGUGCUGCAGAGUAGCUUGGAUUGGGAGAAUUCUUUGGACGUUUCAGUUUGCAAGGGGCCAUUAUUUAUCGAAACUUUAAACACUCCUCACUUAUAUGCACAUUUUUGUACUCGUACGUAGCAUUGACUUUAGAGUACUCGAGGUACAUAGGGUUCAAGUUAGGGUUGACACACCUUAGAGAUAUCAUGUGGAAUGUUUGAACUUAUCGUAAUCUCAACAAAGAUUUUUGACGAGUAAGGCAUUUGCGGUAAAAUAAAUAUUUAUAACAAAUAAGUUAAGGAACCUUUUAUUGUGUUAAGAACUUCUCUGCAAAAUAUUUUCUUAAUGGUCUUAUGUGCAAUCUAUUUUUAUAGGCUGACUUAUUUACAUGUAGGAGUCACUAACGUCGCGUUUAGCACGUGAUAUCAUUUCAGUGUUAUAAAUUUUGUAUAAAAUAGCUCAUAUUCUAUUAUUUAUAUUACAAUAUUUAUUAAUUUUGUAAAUUAACAUAAGGUAAUUUGUAAUUUAUUGCUCUAGGGGUCUGGGCGAAAUGUGUGCUUACAACGUGAGUUUCGAGUGAAUGUAGUUAGUUUUUGACUGGUUUAUAUUUGAAAUGGUAAUUUUAUUCAUGCAAAUUUAGUAAGUAUUUGCGACCCAGAAAAUCAGCAACUUGAUAUUGAAGGUGUCUAGUGUCGACACGAAUGAGCAUCGUGAAAUAGAACCGAGGGCGUUUGGCUUGUUUUAUCACUGCCGAUAUUUUUAACAACAUUAAAAUUAUUAGUAAGUCCUUUGAUAAAAACUAUACUAUUUCUAACUUGUUCAAUUUUGUAGGUGAUAUUUACUGUGUACCUUAAAUGUUUGGAACAAAAUGUACCGAUGUUUGUAACUUUAGGUUUAACAUUUAUCAUACUGUGGAUACUCAAUCAGUGUUAUUAUAGAGAUACCAAAAAUUAAAAUUUGGAAAUUCUACUUUAAAAUAUAUGAUUAAUAUUAUGUAAAUGUCUAUUUGAAUAAAUCAAAUAAUACAAUAUAUGUGA
Messenger RNA from Plodia interpunctella (Indianmeal moth), 4750 nucleotides. RefSeq names its product proton channel OtopLc-like. Gene Ontology annotation, cellular component: membrane. Lineage: Eukaryota; Metazoa; Arthropoda; Insecta; Lepidoptera; Pyralidae. Gene Ontology annotation, biological process: proton transmembrane transport. Gene Ontology annotation, molecular function: proton channel activity. The record is from RefSeq and is a predicted model, not a curated record.